Brassica napus (rape) is the source of this 1709-nucleotide messenger RNA. Its product is annotated as oxysterol-binding protein-related protein 3A. NCBI's taxonomy places the organism in Eukaryota, Viridiplantae, Streptophyta, Magnoliopsida, Brassicales, Brassicaceae. The coding region runs from base 209 to 1570 and encodes 453 amino acids. The record is from RefSeq and is a predicted model, not a curated record. Gene Ontology annotation, molecular function: sterol binding. Gene Ontology annotation, cellular component: membrane; intracellular membrane-bounded organelle; cytosol. The transcript has 10 exons.
UAGUCUAGUCUUGUGGAAAAUCAAAGAACCGUCAAGGAAGACCAGCACAAAGUCUCCUUAUCGCCUUCUCCACAGUUGAUCUUCCAUUUUUACUAACGAACAUUCUUUGCCUAUCCUUGUAAGGAAUCAUUCUCCAUAAAAGCUCAUAUUUUUUCCUAAGGUUGAGCCAGUCGCCUCGUUUCUUCUAUAAUCGGCGGUGGUGAAAGUGAUGUCUCCUAACGAUUCAAAAAACAGAGCCGGUUUUCUUAACUCUCUUGCUUCUUCCAUCACCAACUUCGGGUCGGUCAUGACGAAAUCAGUUAAUGGUUUGAUGGGAUAUGAAGGGAUAGAAGUCAUCAAUCCAGAUGGAAGUACAGAAGAUGCAGAGGAGGAAGCAGGAAGAGGAAGAUGGAAGCAAGAGGAGCGUGAUGGAUAUUGGAAGAUGAUGCAAAAGUAUAUAGGAUCUGAUAUUACAUCCAUGGUGACUCUUCCUGUGAUCAUUUUUGAACCCAUGACGACGCUACAGAAAAUGGCAGAGUUGAUGGAAUACUCGCAUCUGCUGGAUAUGGCUGACAAAACCCAAGACCCUUACAUGCGCAUGGUAUAUGCAUCAACAUGGGCUAUAUCUGUGUAUUAUGCCUACCAACGUACAUGGAAGCCGUUCAAUCCAAUCCUCGGUGAAACUUACGAGAUGACUAACCACAAUGGGAUUAAUUUUAUAGCUGAACAGGUCAGCCAUCACCCGCCAAUGAGUGCUGCUCACGCAGAGAACGAGCAUUUCUCUUACGACUGCACUUCAAAGCUGAAAUCGAAAUUACUAGGCAAUUCAAUCGACUUCUACCCCGUAGGAAGGACAAGAGUGACACUUAAAAGAGAUGGUGUGGUUCUUGAUCUUGUGCCUCCUCCGACAAAGGCUCAUAACCUUAUCUUCGGACGAACAUGGGUCGAUUCUUCAGGAGAGAUGAUCAUGACCAACCUCACCACUGGUGACAAAGCGGUGCUUUACUUUCAACCAUGUGGCUGGUUUGGAUCUGGCCGUUAUGAGGUGGAUGGAUACGUGUAUAAUUCAGCUGAAGAGCCCAAGAUACUAGUGACCGGUAAAUGGAACGAGUCCUUGAGUUAUCAGGCUUGUGACACUGAAGGCGAACCUCUUACAGGCACCGAACUAAAAGAGGUAUGGAAGGUCGCUGAAGCUCCAGAGAAGGAUAAAUACCAAUACACACAUUUUGCUCACAAGAUCAAUAGCUUUGACACUGCCCCUAGUAAGCUAUUGUCAUCUGAUUCACGUCUACGUCCUGAUAGAUACGCCCUCGACACUGGCGAUAUGACCAAAGCUGGUUAUGAAAAGAGCAGCCUAGAGGAGAGACAAAGAGCUGAGAAGAGAACCCGAGAAGAGAAAGGCCAACGAUUUGUUCCGAAAUGGUUUGAUGAAACCGAGGACGUUACUCCCACGCCAUGGGGGGACCUCGAAGUGUACCAAUUCAAUGGUAAGUACUUGGUCCACCGCGCUGCAGCGGAUAACUCCGAGAUUAACACCGAUAUGGAGUCGACCAAAUUCAACCCUUGGCAGUUCCAAGAUACCUCUCCUUAAAGCUUGUAACAACAACAACAACAAAAAAGACUACAAUCAUAUUCCAUAUCUCUUGUUACAGUAUUAGUUAGUCACCAUUCCCAAUGUAUAUAUAUUUCUAUAAAAUAUAUAUAUAUAUAUAUAUAUACUUAUCAUAUAA